Messenger RNA from Cladocopium goreaui, 600 nucleotides. The record is from the annotation of a GenBank genome assembly. NCBI's taxonomy places the organism in Eukaryota, Dinophyceae, Suessiales, Symbiodiniaceae.
AUGGAUGUGCUUUGCGUGAAGCAGCACAUGAACCAACUUCUCGAUCUCUUGGGGUCGAAGAAGUUGAACCUUGCAGAUGGGGACCAGUUCCCAGAAGCUUGGGAGUUGACAGGACAAUUUCUGAAGGAGAAGCCGGUCAUGACGGAAACCGACCUCGAAAAAAUGCGCUCGCACGGAGCAGUGCUACUGCAAUUUGGUGCUUCAAAGAUCGAAGAGGACGAGGCCUUGGCAGUCACUCCACUGCAGAGAAACCUCGGCCAUGUGGAACCAUGGGUACUCAACACCAUGGCCGAUUACUUAUUGCUGGCUGUGGCGCGACAACUGACCUUGCUGAAGCCCGACGCAGUCUCUGCGAUCCAUUCUUUCAAGGAGCUGUACGAAGGCCGUUUGAUGACUGACAUCCUCCCAGAGGCCAAGCAUACAAUGUACACGGGAGGAGUGCGGGAGAUUGACCACACGAAGGCGAGUGAAGAUGCAAUGCGGAUGCAUGUGGACGAUUCGGAUCAUUGCCUGAGGGCUCCAAUUCAGCUUUUGGGGGCAUCAGAAAUGUCAUGGAAACUGACACCACGUAUGCCCAAAUCCCACCAGAUGCAGAAUUGA